AUGGUCGUGGUUAAGACAGGACAGGAAACCAGUGCUCUGUGUGUCGGGAGCUACCUGUCAUCCAACCUCUUCUUCCAGCGUCUUGACUCCUUUGUGGCUCCUAUCCUGCCCACCGCCUCUAUCAAGGACAUAAUCGAUACUGAUCAUCUCCCUUCCAUUAUCCCACCUCUUGUCCUUCUCUUCCUGCUCUUCACGACCACCAGUCGCUUCAGCUACAACUAUCUGACAGGCUCGAUGCCCAAGCCCAGUGCCGCCCUCAAGGUUCUCGACACGCAGGCCAACUUCCUCUCAGGCACUUUCCCCACGGCCACACUAGCCUGCAACACUCGCCUCAACUGCUUUGCCAACGCCUCAGGCUGCUUCAACCUGGAUGGAACGGAACAGAGGACAGCAGCAAACUGCAGCAUUUGUGGGUCAACACAGAAGAAGCUGGGGCUGUGCGGAGGUGGCACUUGUUUGCCUGUCCUCCCUUCUUCCCUCGCUAAGGUUCCCAACAGUGCUGCUGCCCCCACGCUCACCAUGACAUGUGCUGCCGUGCCCCUUGAUGCAGCCUCUGGUAAGCCCCCUCCCUCUCUUCCCUCCUACCACACAUGGAUGCUGGCGGCACUGUUGAAGCUAGGGGCGGCUCUUGGGGUCAGAGACACGGACCGGCGCAACGGCAGCAAGUGCAACAUUGAGGGGCAGAGCGCCAACCCCAAGUCGUUUCCGGGCGUGUGGUGCAGCGCCAACGGCACUGUCCUCAACAUCACGUUGCCCAACAAGGCACUGAGGGGCAUCAUCCAUGCCGACAUCUCCAAGCUCACUGCCCUCUCCUACCUCGAUCUGUCCUACAAUCUCUUCUCUGGUCAGCUCUCCAAGUUCGUCUCCACUAUGCUGCCGCUCACCACCAUGGCCACUCUCCGGCUGGGAGCGAACUACCUGACGGGCAUGCUGCCAGCCAUGGCCACGCAGCUGCUGGUACUGGCCAUCGCCAGCAACCUCCUGGCGCGCGCCUUCCCCACGCAGCCCUUCCAGCUGUGCGACAUCCGCAGCAACUGCCUCCCCUCGCCGGGCUCCUGCACCAACGAUGCCUGUGUGGCUCAGCGCACCUCCGGCUGUGUCUUCUGUGGUUCCGCCACGGGCGCCCCGCCUUUCUGUGCGGGCACCACCUGCACUCCCGAUGUCGCUGCUCCCCUCGCCGCUGGCACUGUGAACAACCUUAAUGCCACCCUCCCAACAAUGUUCUGCAAGGCCGUUGCAGUGGAUGAUAACUCUGCGCUGGUGCUGCUGGCACUGAGGGCGGGGCUGGGCGUGAGUGCUCUCAGCUGGGAGGUGGACUCGCCCUGCACACUGGCGGGCAACGCCCCUGCGGUGGACAGCUGGACGGGCGUCGUCUGCGACCUCUCGGGCCAAGUCCUUAGCCUCAACGUGGCGUCCAACCUCUUGGAUGCGCGCAUUAGCGAGUGGGCUUUGCCUCUCACCGGCCUCAAGGCACUCAAGCAACUGUCUCUCAACUACAACUGGUUCUCCGGCCCUCUGCCCUCUUUCCUCCUCACCAUGUCCUCCCUCUCAGCGCUCAACGUGCAAUUCAACUACCUCGCUGGUCCCAUCACCGGCACCCCCUCUGCCUCCCUCAAGUCCCUCAACGUCGCCUCCAACCUUCUCACGGGAAACUUCCCAGCAUCUUCCACCACCGCAUGUGAUGCACGCAGCAACUGCCUAGCAGACUCCUCCAAGUGCCUUGCCUCUGGCUCCUCCUCCCAGAGGCUUGCCUCUGACUGCAACGUCUGUGGUUUGGGGAGUUCCAGUGCGGUUGUGUGCAAUGGAGGGGUGUGCACCCCUGACACUACCGAGCCAGUGGCAGCAAUCACGCCUGAUAAUGCCUCCGCUGCUCUGCUGCCCAUGCAGUGCUCGGGUGUGCGCAUUGACGCCACUGCAGUUUCAGUGCUUGGGAGUCUCAAAGCGGCACUUGGGGUUCCUCUCCCUGACUGGGGUGUGAACUCCCUGUGCACGGUGGUCAUUGUUGUUUCCGGAGUCAGCAGCUCCUCCCCUCACCCGAGGGACUUGGGAGGCGUGCUGUGCAGCCCGGCCGGUGCUGUUGUGGAGAUCAACCUCAACACGCGCCAGCUGGCUGGGUCCAUGCAUGCAGAUAUCUCCAAGCUCACUGCGCUCACUGCUCUGGCUUUCUACUCAAAUUAUUUGGCUGGUCGCUUGGAUGCCUUCACUGCGCCCUUCAAUGCUCUCUCCAGCCUAGUGAAUCUUCAACUGCACUACAACUACCUGUUUGGGCCCAUCCCCUCGGCUCUAUUCGGUCUCAAGAGCCUAUUCACACUGAGUCUGGGCUCCAACUAUCUCACUGGGAGCGUUCCUGUGCCAGGCACUUCCCUGAAGCACCUGGACCUCAAAAACAACUACCUCGUGGGAACCUUCCCAACAGGUUCCUGGCAGUCCUGCUCGGCACUCACGAACUGUUUCGCGAAUGCUGCUGCUUGCACGGCGGACAGAGGCAAAGGGACUGUUCAGAGAGCCACGUGCAGUAUCUGCGACAGUGCCGAUGGCACGGGGGUGUUGUGUGGCAGCGGUGGUGCGUCCACCUGCCAGCCCACAGCUGCUUCCCUCGCAUCCCUCUCAACGAUCAACAGCCCCUCUACACCUGCACUCCCUAUGGAGUGCUCCUUGCUGCCGGCUGUACCCGUCAACUCUACUGCCAUGGCGGCGCUGCUGAGCAUCAAGACAGCCUUGGGAGUGACGCACACAGGGUGGGCGGCAGGUGCUGUCUGCACGCUGGCAGGGACAGGUGGCACUGUAGCGAGUGGGAGCUUGACGGGUGUGGAGUGUGACUCAGCUGGCAACCCCGUCAAGAU
Closterium sp. Naga37s-1 is the source of this 2843-nucleotide messenger RNA. NCBI's taxonomy places the organism in Eukaryota, Viridiplantae, Streptophyta, Zygnematophyceae, Desmidiales, Closteriaceae. The record is from the annotation of a GenBank genome assembly.